Cryptomeria japonica (Japanese cedar) is the source of this 911-nucleotide messenger RNA. RefSeq lists its product as uncharacterized. NCBI's taxonomy places the organism in Eukaryota, Viridiplantae, Streptophyta, Pinopsida, Cupressales, Cupressaceae. Bases 148 to 606 code for a protein of 152 amino acids. The record is from RefSeq and is a predicted model, not a curated record. The transcript is spliced from 4 exons.
UGGGUCCAAUUGCUACCUCAACUUUUUGGGGUGAGUUGAAACAGCCAGGGAGGAUAGAAGCAUCCUUAUUGUGGGGUAUGACUAGUCGUUGCCAGUACAAUCGAUAACAGAAGCCUUAUCUGUUUAUUACCAAAUGUGGUUCUUAAUAUGGCGUGGGCAGCAGCAGCAGUUGCUUCUUUCCGUCCGCCUACUCUGUCACUUCCGCAUUGCAAUCUUAGAAAGAAUUGUAGAGUGAGAAAUGUGCAAACGCUAAGGUCCAGGGUUAGGGUUGUUGCAGCACAACAAUCUGAUGUUGUUAAAGCGCUUGGAACUUUUUUGAAAAUUAGCAAAGAUGUAUUGGAUACAGGAAGUAAACUUGUUCCUGAAUCUGUGCCAAGACCUGUGGCUCGAGUAGGUGUGGCAAUUGGUGGCUUUGUGGUGUUUUCAUUUGUAUUAAAGUCAGUCUUAUCAACAGCAUUUUUUAUUCUGGCUGUCAUUGGAGUUAUCUAUUUAGCAUUUAUAUAUUUGAAUAAGGAUGAAGGCCCAAGGCGCAGCAUUGAAGAGGAAGAUGGUACAAUUGAUGAAUCACUAGAGGAGGCAAGACGAAUCAUGGAUAAAUACAAGUAGUUUGUUAUCGAGUAUUUAUGGAAUAUAUGUUUAUGCUGAUUAAGUAAUCUAAAAAGUAAUAAAGAGUUGGAGAAGCACCCACAAGAUGAUCUCAGUAUUUUGUUAUAUGAUUGUAUAUAACUCGAACAACAAUCCACCGGAUUUCCAUGUUUCUAUUUAUCUAUUAUUAGCCAAAACUGGAAAUUCUCAAGGAGGUCAGUAGGAGUUUGAGAAGCCACAAUAAUAUUCAUUUAUUUGAACUCAAAUUUGGUAUUAGUUCCAUAGUUGAAGGAGAUUGCUCAUGAAUAAACUGAAGCUCUUUUUUA